Messenger RNA from Aegilops tauschii subsp. strangulata, 989 nucleotides. RefSeq lists its product as uncharacterized. The record is from RefSeq and is a predicted model, not a curated record. Gene Ontology annotation, cellular component: intracellular membrane-bounded organelle. Lineage: Eukaryota; Viridiplantae; Streptophyta; Magnoliopsida; Poales; Poaceae. Gene Ontology annotation, biological process: vacuolar protein processing.
GAUCCAAGCCCGGUUAGAGUCAGCCCAGUUCCCUAGUAUUAUUGUUGUUAUUAUCGAAGACUGAACUCGACAGAGAAAUUACACACCGGAAGAGAGAAACCCCAACGACGACGAGGGAGAGAAGGAAAGGAUCUCGUGCAGCUCGGCCAUGGCGAACCAGGGAUCCAAGAAGAUUGUGGAGAGGAACAGGAAGCGCAUGGAUCUCCUCUGGCGCAUAAUCCUCGUGUCCAACGUUAUUUACAUAGUAGUGAGGAUGGCUGUAAUGUACUCUUCUUUCACCUGGAAGCAUUGGAUUGGCCUCGUGGUGACAUCUGCUGCAUACUUUCUUUCAUACAAGCAACUCGCUAGUAUGACAAAGCCCGAAUAUUCUGACGCGGACAAUCGUGAACUUCUGAGUUCGGGUUAUGACUUGGCCACUGGUGGGCUUUCUGAAUAUAUAGAGGAUGUGAUAUACAUCACAGCAUUUGUGCAGCUUACGUCCAUUAUUUCUGGAAAAUUUUGGUGGACAUAUCUGGUGAUACCAGCUUUCGGUGGAUACAAGAUCUUUUUUCUGUUGAAAGGAACAUUCUUCGGUGGUGGUUCAGAGGGUGAAGUCGAAGAUGAGAAGUCUCGAAAGAAGAGGGAAAAAAUGGAGAAAAAGGCAUCUAGAGGGAAGAUGGUGAAAACCAGGACCCGUUGAUAUGACACAUACAUACCCCAUGCCUUGGAAGAGUAGGUUGGUUUCUCAUAUCAUAGCUGUCCAACUAGAGUGCAAGCUGUUGGCGAGUUUGCUAACAUGAAUGAUAUGAUUCAUGUAUCAUUUGAUCCGACAGCUAGCACAAAUGUCAACUAAUCUUUAAGUUAUGAUGAAUACCAGCAUUGGUAUUUGUAUAUUUCCUGACCCUUUUGGUUAUGUAAACCAACAAUGAGGCAUGGUAACCCAGACAUGUUAGUGACACAUUUGAGACUGAGUUUUUUCUUUUUCUUGGUAGAGAAUCUUGUCAUUUCGA